AUGGAGUGUGCCAACUGUGAACUCAGGCAGCGACAAUUCUAUUGCGAGAACUGUCUCAGACAGCAUUUGCUUUCCUUCCGCCUACAGACCCAGCAUGCCGCAACGGACCGAGAUGCUCGCAUUGCCGAUGCACAGAGAUCCCUGGCCACCGCAGUCGAGCCCGCACGGUUGAGACGUGCUGAACUGAAGAGUCUCGAAGAGCGUGUCCAGGAGGUUUGGGAUGGAGUGAACGGGCUGAGGUCCACAAACGAUCAACUUCGAGAACGGAUCCAUAAUUUAAGGGGUUCUCUUGCCACUCGUCGUCGGACUCUUGCGAAUGCUUCAUCCCUCUGCAACACUCAAUCCUCUUCCGCCUCUUCAACAUCUUCAUCUGCGUCCCCACCGCAUGCUUUGUCCAGCUCUCCUCAGAUUCGCAGGGCGAGUUCAUCCUCCCACUCCUCCACUCCCCCGCCAUCCGCAACACGGCCCACGUCCAUCUCUCGCCCGCUGAGCUCCAACUUCUUCACCGCGUCGUCCCCGCAAUCCGCACGAUCACCCCUCUCCAUCGGAACCAGCCCCCCGCAGAACUUCUCGCGCCCCUCGUUUCUCUCCGGGGCACACACAAACCCGUACGGCUUCGCACAGGGACGGACGAUCUCUGGGAGCGCGCCGUAUGGCACACCGAUCUCGACGCGGGGCAUCGACCCGGUCGCACGGCAGAUCGAGGAGCUGCAAGCGCAGAUGACCGCGCUCUCGGACACGAUCGCUCGUGCGCGGUCGGGGCUCGUGCAGGAGCUCGUCGAGGUGUUCAGCGUCGUGGAGGUCGGCGGGCGCCCUCCUCUGGGCGGGAAGGCGGGGACAAAGGGAGAGUGGACCAUCGGGGGGCUUGUCCUCCCCGUGCCGGGAGAUAUCCGACGAUAUCCUCCCGACCACAUCAACGCGGUGUUGACGCAUACAAUCCACUUCGUAACGCUGCUUGCGUUUUACUUGGGCAUCAAGCUUCCCUUUGAGAUCGUGUGGAGUAGAUCGUCCAUCCCGCCGACUACGGGCAAAGGCAGCGGACUACUCGGAGUGGGAAUCCCAUGGAUUGGUGCGAUUCGAGGUGCGGAAAAUGGUGGUUGGGCGAGAUGGUCCUCCAAACAGCCCUUACACGUCACCUCCGCACCACCCGCACCAGCACCCUCACCCACGUCCUCCCCCUCACCAUCUCGUCCGUCCCCCACCCGCUCAGCAACCUCGCCAGCCUCCUCCGGCGCGCCCACCUCCCCCGCCUCCCCCACACGCCCCUCCGCGCUCAGCGCGUCGCUCGCAGACUCGCACCUCGCCGACGGCCCGCCCCCGAGCGCGUCCUCGCCCGGGAGCGCGUUCACGAGCGCGCUCGCGAUGCUCCUCUACGACGUCUGCUACCUCGCGCACACCCAGGCCGUCGACGUCCCGCUCGCGCACGCCGGCGACGCGCUCGGCAACCUGUGGGCCGUCUGCUGCUCGCCGGAGCUCGGCCGGCGCGCGCACGCGACGCGGCCGCUCCUCCCGCCGCCGACGCCGCCCGGGUUCCCGCUCGACUUCGCGCAGCUGCUGCAGGCGACGGCGGCGACGCCCGCGCGGGCGAGGGCGCGCGGGACGAGCGGGAAGGGCGUCGGGCGGGAGGUGCGCACGGAGCGGAUCGUGGAGGAGGACGAAGGGUGGGACCUGCUCGAGGCGGACUUGGAAUAG
Epithele typhae is the source of this 1692-nucleotide messenger RNA. Its product is annotated as UV radiation resistance protein and autophagy-related subunit 14-domain-containing protein. The transcript is spliced from 5 exons. Gene Ontology annotation, molecular function: SNARE binding. Lineage: Eukaryota; Fungi; Basidiomycota; Agaricomycetes; Polyporales; Epitheliaceae. Gene Ontology annotation, biological process: SNARE complex assembly. The record is from RefSeq and is a predicted model, not a curated record. Gene Ontology annotation, cellular component: lytic vacuole; endosome. Bases 1 to 1692 code for a protein of 563 amino acids.